AUGGCUGACAUGCAAAAUCUGGUAGAAAGAUUGGAGAGGGCAGUGGGCCGCCUGGAGGCAGUAUCCCAUACCUCUGACAUGCACUGUGGGUAUGGAGACAGUUCAUCAAAAGGGGCAAUUCCAUAUGUGCAAGCAUUUGACUCACUGCUUGCUGGUCCUGCGGGAGAGUACUUGAAGAUCAGUAAAGAAAUUGGGGGAGACGUGCAGAAACAUGCGGAGAUGGUCCACACAGGUCUGAAGUUGGAGCGAGCACUCUUGGUUACAGCCUCUCAGUGUCAGCAGCCAGCAGGUAAUAAGCUUUCUGAUUUGUUGGCACCCAUCUCAGAGCAGAUCCAAGAAGUGAUAACUUUUCGGGAGAAGAACCGAGGCAGCAAGUUGUUCAAUCACUUGUCAGCUGUCAGUGAAAGUAUCCAGGCCCUGGGCUGGGUGGCUAUGGCUCCCAAGCCUGGUCUCUAUGUGAAAGAAAUGAAUGAUGCUGCCAUGUUUUAUACAAACCGAGUCCUCAAGGAGUACAAAGAUGUGAAUAAGAAGCAUGUAGACUGGGUCAAAGCUUACUUGAGUAUAUGGACAGAGCUGUAGGGUUACAUUAAGGAGUUCCAUACCACUGGACUGUCCUGGAGCAAGACGGGGCCUGUGGCAAAAGAACUAAGUGGAUUACCAUCUGGCCCCUCUGUUGGAUCAGGCCCUCCUCCCCCAGUCCCCACCAGUUCAGGCUCUGAUGAAUCUACAUCCCGUUCAGCAUUGUUUGCGCAGAUUAAUCAGGGGGAGACCAUCACACAUGCCCUAAAACAUGUAUCUGAUGACAUGAAGACUCACAAGAACCCUGCCUUGAAGGCUCAGAGUGGUCCGGUACGCAGUGGCCCCAAGCCAUUCUCUGCACCCAAACCCCAAACCAGCCCAUCCCCCAAACCAACCACAAAGAAGGAGCCAGCUCUACUUGAACUGGAGGGCAAGAAGUGGAGAGUGGAAAAUCAGGAGAAUGUUUCCAGCCUGGUGAUUGAUGACACAGAGCUGAAACAGGUGGUUUACAUAUACAAAUGUGUCAACACCACAUUGCAAAUCAAGGGCAAAAUUAACUCCAUUACAGUAGAUAACUGUAAGAAACUUGGUCUGGUAUUUGAUGACGUGGUGGGCAUCGUGGAGAUAAUCAAUAGUAGGGAUGUCAAAGUUCAGGUAAUGGGUAAAGUGCCAACCAUUUCCAUCAACAAAACAGAUGGCUGCCAUGCUUACUUGAGCAAGAAUUCCCUGGAUUGUGAGAUAGUCAGUGCCAAAUCGUCUGAGAUGAACGUCCUCAUUCCUACGGAAAGUGGUGACUUUAAUGAGUUUCCAGUCCCUGAGCAGUUCAAGACCCUAUGGAAUGGGCAGAAGUUGGUCACCACAGUGACAGAAAUUGCAGCGUAAGCGAAGUGCCACUGGGUUCUUUGCCCUCUCCCUUCACACCAUGGGAUAAAUCUGUAUCAAGACAGUUCUUUUCUAGAUUUCCUCUACCUUUCUGCUCUUAAACUGCUUCUCUACUCUGAGAAGCACAGCUACCUGCCUUCACUGAAAUAUACCUCAGGCUGAGAUUUGAGGUGGGAUAGCAAGUCAGUUGAUCUUGUGCAGGAAGGUGCAACCUUUCCAUAUCAGUUCAAUCACACCACCAGUCCAUUCUUAAUGAACUGCGGAGCAGGACUGGUGCCUUUCAGCUUUUGGCUUUGUGGGUGUUAUUCUACCAACAGACAGUCCUUUGAGAAGAAUAAAACAGUCCUAGGAAUUAACAGAUCAGAAUGUUCACACUAGUUAAUCUUUUUUCUGACAAUGAGCAUGAGGGCAGUAGAAGCUGGCAUUGAUUCCAGACAGUUCUUCUAACCAAACUAACUUUUCAAUGUUGACAAGUGAAGGCAAGGGUAGAACCAGAUGAAAAGCCGAGGCUUGGCCAUCUGGCGUUCCAAGCGAAUCGUUCCCUAUAAGCAUUCCUUUUAUUCUGCAUUCCAUCCUGGUCUGUUUCAACCAUGAGAUAGGAGGUUCUUUGGUACUAGCUACUGUAGCAGUGCCCUUCAUCCAGGGCUAUUAAAGGUGUCUUGGACUCUUUCUUUCUCUGGGCUCCCUGCCUAGCACCUUCCUACCUUUCCCUAAAGAUGUCUUUAAAGGAAAAACAACACAUCACUCCAAGAUGUCUGGCAUUCCUUCCUCUUUACCUGCUAGGUGCCUGUCAUCCAUCUUCACUGCCUCCUUUUCUCUGUCAUGCUCAACAACUUAACAGCUUCUGUUCAGGCACCUGAACCAGAGGACUAAAACCUCCCCUGCAGACUGGUUUUAGGUCUCAGUUGAUGUAAGAAUCUUACACAGCAUUGCUAAUAUAAAUUUCAGCCCCACCCCCACCCCGGACAAACAAUUACCAAAA
Molecule: messenger RNA, 2383 nt
Organism: Nycticebus coucang (slow loris)
Lineage: Eukaryota; Metazoa; Chordata; Mammalia; Primates; Lorisidae
Product: adenylyl cyclase-associated protein 1-like
Exons: 1
Coding region: 1-579 (192 amino acids)
Biological process (GO): regulation of adenylate cyclase activity; cytoskeleton organization; cell morphogenesis
Cellular component (GO): cytoplasm
Molecular function (GO): adenylate cyclase binding; actin binding
Source: RefSeq, a predicted model, not a curated record